Messenger RNA from Bufo gargarizans (Asiatic toad), 3227 nucleotides. It is a transcript of the gene PLA2G4F, whose product is annotated as phospholipase A2 group IVF. NCBI's taxonomy places the organism in Eukaryota, Metazoa, Chordata, Amphibia, Anura, Bufonidae. The transcript is spliced from 19 exons. The record is from RefSeq and is a predicted model, not a curated record. Gene Ontology annotation, molecular function: calcium ion binding; calcium-dependent phospholipid binding. Gene Ontology annotation, biological process: glycerophospholipid catabolic process. Gene Ontology annotation, cellular component: cytosol. Bases 27 to 2156 code for a protein of 709 amino acids.
UCUACUCUUCUUGGAGAAGGCGGACGAUGUUUCAAGCAGCGGUGGUGAGACUACCUGGCCGGGUGCUGCCAGCCUUGGCCGCCGCAUUCCUGUGGAAGAAAGACAAGCAGAGAGAGAGACAGUCCAGAAGCUGCAGGAAAGAAAUUCAUCCAUAUUAUAAUCUAAAUGUGACUGUGUUAAGAGCUAGGAACAUUGACGGCGCGGACAUGUUGUCCCAAGCAGAUUGCUAUGUUCAAUUAAGCCUUCCUACUGCAUCCCCACUACCUUCCAGGACAAAAGUUGUAUAUAACUCCAGAGACCCUGAAUGGAAUGAAUCAUUUCACUAUCGAAUUCAUAGUGCAGUCAAGAACAUUCUGGAGCUUACCCUCUAUGACAGAGACCUAAUGUUGGAUGACAAGCUUUCUUCUGUUGUAUUUGAUAUAGAAAACAUUAAACCUGGGCAAACUACUAAGCGAGUCUUUAAACUCAACCCAAAGGAUAAGGCAGUCUUGGAAGUUGAAUUUCACAUUGAGGAAAGCCAGGAUCCUCCCAGUGAAAUAAUCACUAAUGGUGUCUUAGUGGUUCAUCCUUGUAUAUGUGUGGAAGGAAGAAUUAAGCAUGAUGAACAUAAGGAGAAUGGGAACUGCAUAUUAAAAUUGUCUGUACCUGGGUCUUAUGAAAAACAGAUAAGUGCUCCAUUAAAUCAAUUUCAAACUGAAGAAGUGGGCAAAUUUGUUUUCCAUGCUGACAGUUAUAUGAGUCCACAUCUAGAUGUCUCCCUUUUAAAGACUAUGAGAAUAGCACAGAAUGACAUGGCACCUGAACUUGACAAGCAGACACUAUUUUUGGGUAAAGGAUCUGUUCAGUUGUCAUCACUUCCUAAAGGGCCGGAGACUGACAUUGAUCUACUUUUGUCCAAGAAUCACAUCGUCAAUAUGAGUAUGACAAAAGAAGAAUGCUAUCAGGAACUGGACAUCAGACUUGAAUUUGAACUGUCUCAUGGGGAGAGAGACUUCCUGAAGAAGCGAAAGGACAUUAUUGCACAAUCUCUCAAAAAUGCCCUUGAUCUGAAUACAGUCCCUGAUGAGGUUCCUGUAGCUGCAGUUCUAGGUUCUGGUGGAGGAGCGAGAGCAAUGACUUCAUUCUACGGUAGUCUACAAGGCCUUCAAGAUCUGAAGUUACUGGAUAGCAUCACUUACUUAUCUGGGGUGUCUGGAUCAACUUGGUGUAUGUCUAUGCUUUAUGAAGAUCCUGAUUGGUCAAAUAAAGAUCUUAAGGAGCAAAUAAACAGGGCAGAAAUAUCUAUGACAUCCAGCAAGUCUGGGGCAUUUUCUGCAGAAAGGAUAAAACAUUGCACACAAGAGCUAAUGGCCUUGGAGCAGGACGGAUACAAAGUCAAUUUCAGUGAUUUGUGGGGUCUUGUGUUAGAAUAUUUUCUACACCAGAAGGAUAAUCCAGCUAGACUUUCAGACCAACAGAACUCUGUGUUAAGGGGUCAAAAUCCUUAUCCCAUCUAUGCUGGUGUUAACGUCAGAGUGAAUAUUAAUGGAGGAGACUUUGCAGAAUGGUGCGAAUUUACCCCCCAUGAAGUUGGAUUUCCAAAAUAUGGAGCAUUUAUUCGCACAGAAGAUUUUGGCAGCGAGUUCUUUAUGGGACACCUCAUUUACAGGAGAAAAGAACCCAAGAUUUGCUUUUUGCAAGGAGUCUGGGGCAGUGCUUUUGCAGCCAACCUUGAUGAGAUCUGGGCUCGUGCAUCUGGCACAGGCAUACGGUGGCUUAAUUCUUUGACUGAUGUUAUCAGGGUAAUAGAUGAUUGCAGAAAAUUACAUUUUCCUGAUCCGACCCAACUGCAGACUCGUUUGGUAAUGCCAGGAGGGAUUGUUUCAAACAUCUUCCAGGAUUUCUUUAAGUCAAGGUUUACUGCUGGAGAACUAUAUAACUUUACCAGAGGCCUUUACCUCUACAAAGACUACAUGGAAGAAAGGGAGUUUGUGGCAUGGAAAGGAAAUCACUUGGAUGCUUUCCCCAACCAUUUAACACCAAUGGAGGAGAAUUUAUAUCUUGUGGAUGGAGGAUUCUCUAUAAACUCUCCCUUUCCACUGGUGCUGCAGUCAGAGAGGAAUGUUGAUAUCAUAUUCUCCUUCAACUACUCUUGGCAAGCUCCUUUUGAGCUGUAAAACUACGAUCAAAAUGCCAAAACUAUUUAAAGAAAAUAAUCAGGAGCAAGUUGCAGAAAAAGGCGAGCAGAAAAAGAAAAAGCUGGGAAGCAGAUGUCUAGAGAUUUAAAGAAGUACCUGACCUCUCACAAAACCAGAAAGGAAGAUGCUCCUGCAUCAGAACCAGUUUCAAAUGUGGAAGAUGAUCCAGUUCCCGUAGCUAUGGAUGAGGAAUCUUUAACAUCAGACCAACAGCCCAUCACAGCUUAAGAGGCUGCUAAUGUGGAUGAUGCAAGCGAGGAGGAAAGACAAGAAGAAGUAGGUGAUGAUCAACCUUCUACGUCAUCAUAUGUACCAUCUCCUCACCUUGAAAAGACUACUGAUACAGAAGGAUCAAGUGAUGUAGAAAUGAUGCAAGAGGAACAGUGUUCUACUUUGGAGACUCUUGAUUUGUCUGAUCUAGCUAAUUGGCCCGCUAUUCUCGCUAAGGGAUGCUAUUAUCAGGAAAGGUCCUGCAAAGCAAAAAGCUAAUUUUGUUUUUCCAAAAUAUGCAUCUAAUAGAUGUUUCACUAAAGCAAAUUAUUAGAGACUAUUUCCAAACGGAGAACAAACCUAAAUAAACUGUCUGGUUUAUUCUGUUAAGCUGGACAAAGUGUUUUGUUUUUGUUGUAAUCUAUUUGCAACUAAAAUAACAACAAAUUUGACAAGUGGAGGCUAAUUGGCCUUAUAACCAAAGAAAUUACAAAACAGAUUCUGCACGCACUGAAAGCGGCAAACUAUUAUUCUAUCAUACUUGAUUGACUAUAAUUGUUUGAUUUGUGUUUCUCAAAGAAGGGGGGUCUGAUGAGAGCAGGAGCGCACGGCGUCAUUGGUUGCUAUGGCGCCGUGCGCUUCAUGCCGCCGCUGUACUACAGUAAUACACUAUACGGCCUAAAUCUUGUGGUGAAUGAUGCAGCCAUGUCAUACAGGGAAGGACCAACCUUCUUUUCUGUUGUGCAGAAAAUAUGUUUUUUUUGUCAGGAUCAGGUCACACUUCGUUAGAAUAUCUUGUAGAAGCACAUUGGGAGACUUAAAGCUCUUUCACACCUGCGU